AUGGGUCUGUCUCAAGAAUUUGCUUCAUACUUUUCCCCCUCGUAUAUACUACUGUCCCAACUUCCUCAGAUUGGCGACAAAGCACCGUCAUCUCCACUUUUGGUCCUCCCCGCUGAUAAUGGCAAUCCAACGAUCUUAUCAUUCCUCCGACACUGUGGAUGCCCCGGUUUGUCCUGCAAGCCCUCCCCCGAUAUGAGCAAAACUAAUCCCAGAUCUUUGUCUAAAGCCGCUGAAGUAGCGUUCCUUGAAAUGCGCACUGCAGCCGCUCAGAACCCCGAUAUCAACUUCAUCGCCAUAUCUCACAGUGACCAGUCAUCAACGGACAAAUGGCUGAGUGCCGUUGGUGGUGCAGGCUCUGUCACUGUUAUUGUUGAUUUCGAGCGUGAGUUAUAUGCGCUGUGGGGGUUGGGGAUUGUUUCCUGGGGUCAUAUGUUCAGUCCUGGUGGGUUGAUGGGAAUUUUCAGGAUGGGGAAGGAUAAGGGUAUUUGGAAUCGGCCAACUCAGAGUGGGAGCAGGUGGCAGUCCAGCGGUUAUUGGGCAGUCGAUGGGGAAGGCUAUGUGCGGUGGGGAGGCCCUGCGGCGAGAGUUGAUGAUGUGGGCCGUGUUCCGGAGGCUAUUGAUGCUUUGCGAGGGUCGCGCCAGGGCUGA
This is a messenger RNA of Penicillium odoratum, 648 nucleotides long. RefSeq lists its product as uncharacterized. The coding region runs from base 1 to 648 and encodes 215 amino acids. The transcript has a single exon. NCBI's taxonomy places the organism in Eukaryota, Fungi, Ascomycota, Eurotiomycetes, Eurotiales, Aspergillaceae. The record is from RefSeq and is a predicted model, not a curated record.